This is a messenger RNA of Solanum dulcamara, 633 nucleotides long. Its product is annotated as histone H2AX-like. Gene Ontology annotation, cellular component: nucleosome. The transcript has a single exon. The coding region runs from base 55 to 483 and encodes 142 amino acids. Lineage: Eukaryota; Viridiplantae; Streptophyta; Magnoliopsida; Solanales; Solanaceae. The record is from RefSeq and is a predicted model, not a curated record. Gene Ontology annotation, molecular function: DNA binding; protein heterodimerization activity; structural constituent of chromatin.
GGAAAUCAAUUCAAAUUGGUAAACGAAAACUCUCAGCAAUCCAAGUCCAUCAACAUGCCUUCAACAACAGCAACCAAAUCCAUGGUUGGUCGAGGAAAAACCCAAAAAGCUUCAAAAUCCACUUCCAGAUCUCAAAAGGCGGGUCUCCAAUUCCCUGUUGGUCGAAUUGCUCGGUUUUUGAAAAACGGUCGUUAUGCUCAACGAGUUGGUUCCGGUUCACCGGUUUAUCUCUCAGCGGUUCUUGAGUACCUUACUGCUGAGUUGUUGGAACUUGCUGGAAAUGCUGCGAGAGAUAACAAGAAGAACAGGAUUGUUCCGAGGCAUAUACAGCUUGCUGUGAGGAACGAUGAUGAAUUGAGCAAGUUGUUGGGAUCUGCUACCAUUGCUAAUGGUGGAGUUUUGCCCAAUAUUCAUCAGAAUUUGCUUCCUAAAAAGAUUGUCAAAGGGAAAGCUGAAAUCAACUCUGUUUCACAGGAAUUUUAGAUGUCUAGAUGUUGAAUUAGGAGGAAUUGGGUUGUGAAUUUUGAUUUUAAGGUAAAUUAGUUGGAAUUUGUUCGCAAGUGUUCUAUGUGAAUUGCAAGUUUGUUUCGUGAAUUUUAUGAAAAAUUAAUAGAUUUCUUCUAAUUACUAGUU